Molecule: messenger RNA, 1023 nt
Organism: Trichoplax adhaerens
Lineage: Eukaryota; Metazoa; Placozoa; Uniplacotomia; Trichoplacea; Trichoplacidae
Exons: 4
Biological process (GO): monoatomic ion transport
Cellular component (GO): membrane
Molecular function (GO): glutamate-gated receptor activity
Source: RefSeq, a predicted model, not a curated record
UACAGAGGCUAUAUUAUUGAUUUACUCGAUGAAAUGAGUAAGAAUUUAAAUUUUACUUAUAAAAUAAGAAUAGUUGCCGAUGGUCAGUAUGGUUCACAAUACACCGACAAAAAUGGAGCGUUAAAAUGGACCGGCGUAAUAGGCGAAGUGAUAGAUGGGAUAGCCGAUAUGGCCGCUGCACCACUCUCUAUAACCCCAGAACGACAACAAGCACUAGAUUUUACUAUGCCAUUCAUGAAUCAAGGUUUAACUGUCUUAACGUUAACGAAAAAAAAUGAGGCCAAUUCUUUAUUUCAAGCAUUUUUACCCCUUAAAAUUGAGGUUUGGAUUGGAAUUUUAAUAUCACUGAUAGUGGUAGCAAUAGCGACUACAUGUAUGAAUCGAUGGAGUCCUUUCGAUUAUUAUGGUAAAGCUGCAGAAAAGCUACAAAUGUUGGAAGAUCGCUAUCAAACCUUUUCGUUUGGGAAUACUUUGUGGUAUACAUUGGGAUCCUUUCUGUCCCAAGGGGCUGAUAGAACACCAAGAUCGAUAUCAGCACGUUUAAUUACAGCAAUUUGGUGGUUAUCUUCUGUUAUUAUUAUUGCUACCUACACUGCUAAUUUAACUGCCUUUUUGACUGUCAGCAGUUUACAAACUACAUUUAAUUCCUUACAUGAUUUGGCAAAAAGUUCAGGCAUGGGAUAUGGAGUUUUAGCGAAUAGCAGCAUUGAAUAUUUCUUCUUGAACACUGCUGUCUCACCUUAUCAGGAAAUGAAGCAUAAUUUAAAGAAUGUUCGUAGCAAUAUGGAAGGUGUUCAGCGCGUACUUUCUAGUACAACUGAGCAUUAUGCGUAUAUUGGAGAUGCUGCAGUACUUAAAUAUGCCAAAAGUCAGUAUUGUAAUUUGACUACAGUUGGAAGUUUUAAAGAAGACAGCUUUGGCUUGGCGCUACCAAAAGAAUCGCUUUACUGGAAAGAAGUUAGCAUUCAAAUAUUAAGAUUUCGUGAGGAAGGGUUUCUAGAAACUUUACAGACAAAAUGGUAU